AGCGUGGCCGCACUCUGUGACAGAGGCCGGCCUGGUCCCGGGAGGGGCGGCAGCUGCACGGCUUAGUGUGUCGCCCCCUACGGAGGAGGCGACGACGCCGCCGCCAUGUUCACCAAUACUUAACCACAGAAGGAGAGCGCGAGCGGAGAGAGAGAGUAGAGGGGCGCUCGGGACGAGGACCCAGAGGACCGACUGGGACGUCAAGAAGGCAGGCAGUUGAAAAGAGGCGAGGUUAGGCCGAACGAGGGAGCCGUUGAGCAACGGGGGCGCCCCAGAGGCCUGCGGUUGUGUUCACAUCGGAGCGACUUGAAGGGGGAAGCGAGACGUGACGAGACGAGAUAGGACGAGGCCAGGCCAGGCCUGACUUUCCGCUCUCAACCGGAGUCAUCACACCGAUUUUUAAAACUGGAUCGCCCUCAGCCUCAAAGGAUGGCGCAGGAGACCAACCAGACACAGGUGCCCAUGUUGUGCACUAUGGGUUGUGGUUUUUACGGAAACCCCCGGACCAAUGGCAUGUGCUCAGUGUGCUACAAAGAACAUCUACAGAGACAGCAAAGUGGAGGUCGCAUGAGCCCACCAGCUGCUACAUCUGUGGGGCAGGGCUCAAGUGUCACCACUAACAGUUCUUCAGAAAGCUCCCAAGUCCACUGUACAGAAGGAAGCCCAGACAAUGAGGAUAAGACAAGUACUCCUAGUCCGGUCACUCAGCAGAUGACCGCAAUGAGCAUCUCGCACGACGAUGGCAAUGCAGAUCCUGAAAAAGCUGACAAUGAGGAGGAAGAGGAAGAAGAGGAAGAGGGCAAGUCUUCUGGCUCACCUUCAGAAGGCACAGCUGGCACCAGUGAUGGAGAUAUGAAGACACCUGGCAAGGCCAAGAAAAAGAAUAGAUGCUUCACAUGCAGGAAAAAACUAGGAUUGACAGGUUUUGACUGUCGCUGUGGAAAUUUUUUCUGCGGAAUCCACCGCUAUUCAGACAAGCACAGUUGUCCAUAUGACUACAAGACAGAAGCAGCUGAGAAGAUCCGGAAGGAGAACCCGAUUGUGGUUGCUGAAAAGAUUCAGAAAUUGUGAAAGUGGCGCUUUCAGAAAAGAUUAGAGGAAAAUUAAUGUGUAUUGGAUUAUGCACAAGUAUUGACAGCUGAGUAACGGGCAACUGAAGGUUGCCUCAUCUUGGAGUUUCUAAGAUCACCCUACUAACUUAGUAUGUGGGCCAGUAGGAGAUCAUCUGACUGCACCUUGUUGCGUUUGAACCAUCUAACCUUUCGAUUUUGAGUUGGGAUGGGUGUGUCCUUGUAUUUGUAAAGCUUGGAUCUCCAGGAUUUGAUUUUCUCUGCGGUGUGAGGGCUUGACUUGACUAUAAUGGGGGGAAGGGGGGGCUGGGAAAUAAGUGCAAUUCAAAGCACCUAGCUAAAGUAUAAAACAACCAAGACUUUUGUGGAAUACAAGAAAAACUGUUUGACACUGCACAUGUGUGCUCAAGGAAGCAAAUAAUCGACAUAAAGGAGUGGUUGAAACAAUGUGGGUGCAUGCUGAACCCAGCCCCUUACGUGCCUGCUUGAGGUUUGAGUUCAUUCAGAAGCUAAAUGAUUGUUGGACUUCUGCAUCUUUUGCAUUUACACCUCUGUUUAGAGCUGCAGAAAAUUCUAACGUACCGAUGAUAUUGCCACCAAGCCCUGUAUGAACAGCUUCCACUGUUUAGAUGGCCAUGAUUUCUAACCUUAACUCAGUCUUUGUCCGUACACUCUGAUUCUGUAGCUUUCAGAUUGUGCAGGAAAAAUCUACUUGUUCGGCCAAACAUGGGAACAGGUGGAAAUAUUUUGGAGUUGGCAAACUGUUGUCUCUGUUUGGGUCCUGUUUCAAGUCCCAGGGACAAGAAGACUUAAUAAUAGUAAACCCAAUUCAGUCCAGAGAUGGAACUGUCGGGAGUGCCAUUAAAGAGGGAAAAACUGAGUGAUGGAUUUUUCAGGGGGGGAUGGGGGGGAGAGGGGAUUUGGGAGCAAUUGGGAGAGUUGUCUGAAAAGGUAACUUUUUUUUUCUUUCUUUUUUUGAGACAACUGAAUGGCUUGUUAAUUUUCUCUAUUGUUUUAACAAGCAUAUAUUGUAACAGAGGAUUUAUUAAUAUAUUGUACUUAGCUUGGAUUGUGUGACUGUAUUUUUAUUUUUUGUUUUGUGAAGGAAUGGGAUGAACUUUGUGAGCAGGAAGUAGGCAUUUUUUUUCUUUUUUCAAUAAUUUAAACAAAUUCUGGUUAUAUCUGACAUAAUUCUGACUUUUUAAAUUUGAUACUCUCAAGAGUGGUUCUGUAUGGACCUGGAGUAUUGAAUUAUCUACGCUAGAGCUGGUUUUCUACGUCGUCAUCACCAAUCAGCCACUUUUUCAGGCCGUUCUGGGCUCUAUUAAGACAUGGACUUGACUGCAUUGCCGAUCACUUAAAAGUUGCCGUUUUUCUUUUUUUGAUUUUUAUUUUCUCCUCAUUCUGCAAAUAGUUGGCACCACUGGUGUCGGUUCUUGUUCAAGUUGAUUUAGCUCUGUCUAGGAAAUAAGAGACUUCUGUCUUCUUAGGCUGAAUUUAUUUUAAUUUUAGAACUGUAUUCUGUGUAAGAAUGAACAAUAAAAAUUGGAAAAAGUUUAUUUUAAAUUUA
Erpetoichthys calabaricus (reedfish) is the source of this 2640-nucleotide messenger RNA. RefSeq lists its product as uncharacterized. The transcript has 6 exons. The record is from RefSeq and is a predicted model, not a curated record. Gene Ontology annotation, molecular function: DNA binding; zinc ion binding. The coding region runs from base 430 to 1071 and encodes 213 amino acids. NCBI's taxonomy places the organism in Eukaryota, Metazoa, Chordata, Cladistia, Polypteriformes, Polypteridae.